Molecule: messenger RNA, 2350 nt
Organism: Ectocarpus siliculosus
Lineage: Eukaryota; Phaeophyceae; Ectocarpales; Ectocarpaceae
Source: the annotation of a GenBank genome assembly
AUGGAUGUCGACACAUCAUGGAGGCGAAAGAGGCCUGCAGAAGAGGAAGAAGACUACAUGGCCUCGAAGCGGUACAUCUCAGAGAAGUUCUUCAACAUGCGAAUUUCCCACCCCGACGCGCCUGGGCUGCAUGGAGCCGGCUUAAUGUGGCAAGGAGCAGCGGACAAAGCCGCUGGAGUAGGCACUGGCGACUUGGCGGCGGAGGCGGGAGUCGACUGCAGCAGCAUGUCUGACGAGGAGGACAUUUCGACGGCCACGGGCCAGCGUCCACCCGCAGCCGCCCCGAGCGUGUUCAGCGAAGGCGCCGCCUUCGGCAACCUCGCCUCGCUCGACGAAGACGACGAUGCAAGCGGAAGCGAUGACGGUGCCGGCGACGCCUCCUCGGCGGGGGGCGGUCCGCCGACCCCGCACCCGUUCCUGCGGUCGACAUCUUCGGCCAUCGACGAGAAGGUCGACGACUGGGUGCGCACCUCUCGGCACCGGAUGCUGGCCGACGCCUCCAUCAACUCCGCCCCGGACCUCUGCCGCGCUCUGAUCCCCUACCAGCCUGUGGCCGGCUUGAUGCCGUCGGCGGCGCCCGCCGCGGAUUCUACCGGCGACGAGGAAGGCCGGACAUCCGGCUACGACAACGGGGAGGCCGGUGGGGAUCCUACGCCCUCACCACACGCAGGUGGCAACGGCGGGGGCGACACUGCGCCGGCCGCCGCCGCCGCGGGCGCGGGGCUGGGAGCGGUCAUGCUCGGGGGGGGACGCGGUUGCGAGCAAAGCGCGGGGAGUAGCACCGCCGAGGCGGCGGGUUUCGCCGGCGCUGGCGGUAGGACCGGCGGCCAUUCCCACGGGUACACCAACGGCAACGGCGGUGAAGGCGGCUCCGACCAGGGCAAGGGCCGAAAGCACCUCCACCACCACCACCACGACGUCGCCGGCAGCCUCUUCGGGCCGCCGCCUCGAGGACUCUGCACCGCGCAGUCCGGCGGCGACGACGCCGGUGGCGCUCUGAUGAUGCGCGACGACAGCGGGGCGGCCUCGAUGCGGGAGGACAGUGAAGCGGCCAUGCGAUUGCGGGACGGCGAUGCGGGGGGGAGGGGGGAUGGAACUCUUACGGCGGCGGCGGCGGCGGCGGCGAGCGCGGACGCGAUGGACAUGGACGGGACGGACAUGGCGCCCCCUGACGCCAUCCCGUUGUCAAGGAUCGGGUCCAGCCGAGGGGCGCCGACACCGGAGCUGACGCCGGAGAGGGCGGCGUGGGCGCGGGCGGCCCCUCAGCGGAGACGCGAAGCCCGGGGUGAGGAGGACCCUGACGAGAUCGCCGGCGCCACAAACGCAAGACCACCGCUCACUGCACAGUCCUGGGCACAACGGUGGUGACCACAAGCCGGAGGAUGGGUUUCCGAGGUGCUGCCAGCUGGAUGGCGGGAAGACGCGACUGGUCGACGGGCUUUGUGGCAAGAAGAACCUGUCGAAUUCUUGUGGGACGUAUUUAGGAAGAAUCGUCUGGAUUGCCGGGUACUCCUUUGGAUUGCGGAGCGACUGGGCAUUCACCGGAUUCUGCUUGCUUGCGUUUUCUUGGCGGACUGGCGGUACCGGCGGUGCCAUCCAUCCGUUGUUUCUUCGGUGCAACCUCAUGGUCAAACCGGCGUUUUUAGUGAAUUUUGUUGAUUGUAUUCACCCGACAUUUUUUGCCCCUUCUCUUUUUUUCAGUGGUGUUCGUUGUUCGUGCAGGGGGAACUGACGCCCAAGGUCGCCUUGUUUUGUAAGCUUCCCCCUGUUCGGUAAAUUGAUACGACGUUCCUCUUGUUUUAGUGCUGUGUCGUUUUGGUUGGGGGCUUGGUAGGCAAGCUCGUCUUUGGUAAUUUUUGUGGCGCAGUUGCAAAUGGGUCGCGUCUGAGUUGUUGGCAUCGAUAAGGCCGCGUCUGCGAACACGUUUUUCGCCGAUCGAUGUGCUUCUGCUCUCGUUUUUUGCCGUAGACGCUCGCUCCUUCUCCCCCGGUCGUGAUCGUGAUCCCCCCGGCAGGAGAUGAACUACUGUAGGCGGCCAUCUUGGUAUCUAGUGAAGUUAGCUAUUGAGCGCGGCCAACAGCUCCACUGUUUGCCCUACCCUCAUUGGCGGUCGAUUGAUGAUUUGUGUCUUGUGGUGGGGGGUAUGCAUCCAAUCAAAGGGUUAGGUUUCACGCCAUGUGGUGGUGGUGUGGCGGUGGCGUUGAUUUUUCUUUGGGUACUUAUUCGCGCUUCCGUCCAUGUAGUAACGCUGGGGGCCGGGAUGCCGCCAGGUGAGAGCGUGUUUUUCUUCAUUUACUUGUCAUGUCCCACCUGUUGUGUGUGUUGUGCUCUAGAAAGUUUGUCCGCAUUC